Molecule: messenger RNA, 1482 nt
Organism: Paecilomyces variotii
Lineage: Eukaryota; Fungi; Ascomycota; Eurotiomycetes; Eurotiales; Thermoascaceae
Product: putative nucleoside-diphosphate-sugar epimerase
Exons: 1
Coding region: 398-1369 (323 amino acids)
Source: RefSeq, a predicted model, not a curated record
UCUGAUUAACUAACUAGCGCUUGUGCCUGUUGCUGACCGGCGUCGGAUUUCGCGGCGACCGAAUGCGCCGCGAAGGGGCCCUAGCCCUGGAGUUUUCUCGGGUCUAUUAAUAUUGUCAAUCAUGCUGACUUCCUGUUCGUCCUCCCCGCGACCCACUGAAGAGAGCAAGACGCCGGCACGGAGAUGCUCCUAUCCUCUUCCACGGCUGUUGUUAAACUCUCCGCCCUAACCCCGCAAUUGCUUGCGCUAUUUGAACUGGCCAGCUCUGUUGGUUGGGACCAGACGAGAACAGAGAAAAAUGGCAGACAGGAACAGAGAGAGUGAAGGCUUUCCCUUCUUUCCAUACUCGUUUGGACCUUCGAGAAGCGCUCCGUCCUAGCAGGCGUCCAGUGAAGCCAUGUCUAUCCUCAUCACCGGUGCGAAUGGUUACGUCGGGCAGGAAUUGACCUCUGCUCUCCUCCACGCUACCCCUCCAGAGACUAUCAUCACAAUUACUGAUGUCGUUGCGCCUCAGAUACCUGCGUCGGCGGCCCAGCAUGCCUACCGCUUGAGGAGCGUCCAAGCGGACCUUACAUCGACGCAGGUCGUCGAUACGAUCAUCAAGGAUUCCAACCCGUAUAGUACGGUUUACCUGCUUCAUGGGAUCAUGUCCAGCGGCGCGGAGGCCAACUUCGAGUUGGGACUGCAUGUGAAUCUGGAUGCGACACGAUAUAUGCUGGAUCGUCUGCGUGCCACCAUGCCCGGUGUCAAGGUCAUAUUUACCUCAUCCCUAGCCGUCUACGGUCCGACCCCGAAAGGAUACGUGAUCGACGAGACCAACCUCCCACCCAUGCCCUCCUCUUCCUACGGUUCACAGAAACUUAUCGUCGAAAUCCUCCUCAACGACUACUCCAGGAAGGGAUACCUGGAUGGACGCGCUGUGAGACUGCCCACAGUCACUGUCCGAGCAGGACGGCCGACACAGGCCGCGAGUAGCUUCGCGAGCGACAUCAUUCGAGAGCCAUUCAACGGACAGAAAGCAAUACUUCCCGUCAGCAAGGAGACCGAGUUGUGGAUUUGCUCGCCAUACACGGUGGUCAGGAAUCUUGUGCACGCCAAGGAUAUACCCAAGGAGGCAUUUGGAGAGUCUCGAUCAGUGAAUCUGCCUGGACUGAAAGUGACUGUCCAAGAAAUGCUGGACGCCUUGGAGGAAAUUGGUGGUAAGGAGAGACGUGCCCUGGUGGAAGAGAGGUACGACGCCGACAUCGACAAGAUCGUGCAGUCAUGGUCUCCAAAUUUCAACACCACUCGCGCAAAGCAGCUGGGAUUCGUCGACGAUGUUCCGUUCAGGGAGAACCUCAGGCAGUAUGCUAGUCGAUUUGUGCAAUAAAUAGCGAUACCCUUGGUGUGUAUGGUAUAAUGGAUCGGGAAAUACACCUCUGGAACUGGUGUGGAUGGGAUAUAAGAGAUUAUCUGAAUCUGAGACUCUUACUUAGUGAACUU